Molecule: messenger RNA, 358 nt
Organism: Prorocentrum cordatum
Lineage: Eukaryota; Dinophyceae; Prorocentrales; Prorocentraceae
Source: the annotation of a GenBank genome assembly
AUGUUGGCGACCAGGCGAGGCGACCUGCGCGCUGUCCGCCUAGGCUUCGAAUGCCCCCGCUGGCGCGCGCCCUGGCCCCUCGGCACGAUUGCGGUGCGCUGGCGGCCUGGCGCGGUCGCGCUGGCGACGCGCGCCGACGGCCCCCGCGGCCGCCGCAGCGCGGCGACCCUCGGGCUGCUGAUGCGCCCUGCGGUUGGCGAGCCAGGCCAGCAGGUCGCGGCGGCGCUGCGCCCGCGGAAUAGCAAGACGAACGACUGGGGCGAGGCGAACAAGGAGGCGGACAUGGAGGUCGUCGACGAGGCGGACAACGCUUGCGGCGAAUACGUGGGCGACGCGGAGGAAAACUGCGGCAGCGUUG